This is a messenger RNA of Anguilla anguilla (European eel), 4513 nucleotides long. It is a transcript of the gene rab39bb, whose product is annotated as RAB39B, member RAS oncogene family b. NCBI's taxonomy places the organism in Eukaryota, Metazoa, Chordata, Actinopteri, Anguilliformes, Anguillidae. The transcript is spliced from 2 exons. Gene Ontology annotation, cellular component: Golgi membrane. Gene Ontology annotation, molecular function: GTP binding; GTPase activity. The coding region runs from base 706 to 1347 and encodes 213 amino acids. Gene Ontology annotation, biological process: Rab protein signal transduction. The record is from RefSeq and is a predicted model, not a curated record.
AUGAAUCGGAAGUUACUGAAAAAAUAAUGGCAAUGUUUAUUUAAUGACCCGUGCGAGAAAUCCCCCUAUUUGUAGCUUCAGCAGUGUUGUUGUCAUUAUUCAUGACGAGUGCAAAAUUAAGACAUAUAACAGUUUGGAUUGUAGCAUAUUCCUCUGCGAUUUUAACAUAUGAUGUAUAGCAUAACGGAGUAUAUUUUGUUCACAUCGUCGCUAUGGCUUAGUCUAAUUAAUAUUUGGGGUUGGCCUAUAUGAUCUGUAGCGCCAAUGUGAAUUCGAGUGUUUGUGUAGGCUGCAUUUAAUUGGGCUAUCUCCUUUAUGGAAAAAGCCGUUUAAGGUGUUUUCAAAGCAUACAGACUAUAAUAUAAUGUAGACUACUUGCGUUUAUCAUUUUUCUGUCUUACAGUCAUAGAGAGACAACGCGCAUGGAAUGAAAGGUGGUAGCUUAAUGGUAGAAACCAUUUAAAUCGCCGAAGAUACUUUCUCUUGUAAUGCAGCUUGCUGGGUGGAACGUGACGGCAAACAGCACAAAGAGUAGCGGUGUUCUCUCUACCAUUCAGACCUCUUUUAAAUUCUGAGACACCGCUCUCCCAGGAAGGAAUGGUGGGGUGGGGGUGAUCAGGGUUUGUAGCCUGGUCUAGCCUUACUCCGGAAAUCACUGUUGUGGUCUACACGUCGUGUGUGUCUCUUUCACAGACCGGGGGAGACAUGGAAGCAAUAUGGCUGUACCAGUUUCGAUUGAUUGUCAUCGGCGACUCGACAGUGGGAAAGUCAUGCUUGAUUCGGCGAUUCACGGAGGGACGCUUCGCCCAGGUGUCUGAUCCCACAGUAGGGGUGGAUUUCUUUUCACGCCUGGUGGAGAUAGAGCCAGGGAAACGCAUCAAACUUCAGAUUUGGGACACAGCUGGACAGGAGAGAUUCAGGUCCAUCACCAGGGCCUACUACCGUAACUCCGUCGGAGGCCUGCUGCUGUUCGACAUCACCAACCGCCGCUCCUUCCAGAACGUUCACGAGUGGCUGGAGGAGGCGCGCAGCCACGUGCAGCCACACAGCAUCGUCUUCCUGCUGGUGGGCCACAAGUGCGACCUGGAGGCCCAGCGGCAGGUGAGCCGGCAGGAGGCGGAGAAGCUGGCAGGGGCCUACGGCCUGCGCUACGUGGAGACCUCGGCCCGCGACGCCAUCAACGUGGAGAAGGCCUUCACGGACCUGACGCGGGACAUCUUCGAGCUGGUCAAGCGCGGGGACAUCACCAUCCAGGAGGGCUGGGAGGGGGUGAAGAGCGGAUUCGUGCCUAACGUGGUGCACUCCUCCGAGGAGGUCACCAAGAGCGACCGCCGGUGCCUCUGCUGAUCGGUGCCCAAAAUCACAGCCCCGCCCUGCCACCUCUCUUUCCACACCUACCGCCAACCCUGCCCUGUUAGCCCCCCUGCUCAAUUCCAUCACCUCGCACCCUGAAUUCUGCCCACUACAUCGACUUUAACCCAAUCUUUGUUCUCCUCUGCUGGCCACCCCACCCCUCCAAUCUGCCGCUGUCCAGUCUGUUUGGGCAUUUUUCCCCCCUCUAUUCAAAGAACAUUGGUAAUUCUGAACCCUCACCGCCAUUUUCUUCUUUCCCUUGCCUCCUUUCACCCAAUAAGGUGUGGUCUGCCCUGAGACAGUACAAAACGUAGACCUGAACAAUGUGACUGGAGUCAGAGAGGGGGCAGUUCUGCUGCUGGGCAUUUUUGGACAGAGCCCCCGGUCUGGGUCCAUGGGGGGAGGGGGGGUGCGCCACAUGGACAUUGGCGCUGAUCAUAAACCUGCAGGGCCACCUCCUCUCUCCUUGGUGUUGGGGGGGUCUUCCGGGGCUGAGACUGGGCUAAGUGCCUCACAGUCUGGGUGAAAACACUGACCCCCGAUUAUCUGGCAUUAACAGCGUCCCAUCAACAGAACCAUGGAAGUACUAGCGGGACAGAGCAAUGGAAGAAUGCAAUGUGAAACGGUAUACCUUCCAGAAUUCCAUGGGGCACCUUCAAUAUUGCACACUCAAAACACUUUUGCCACCUAUCCAAGGCAGAGAGAACAACACGCAGAUAUUCAUGCACAUUAUUUUCAGUGGAAACGUACAACCCGACCUCAAACAAUACAAUUUGACAAUAACUUUAUGGGAUUGGUGCAUGAAUACAAAAUAUCAAGUAUGUUACCGUGUUGCUACAAUUCAUUCAAAUAGUUGUCCAAAAUCUCACACCUUAAGCAUAUUACAUAGGUUGAAUUAAAUGAGUGAAUUACUUUUAACAACACAAUUUUGGGUAUAUAUCAUGUUUUCCUCUAGCUCUUUUGGAGAUGCAGUUUAUCACAGAUAAUUUGCAGUGAAGAACGUAAACUAUUAUGGGGUAAAUAAUAGUAUGUGGCUUUCUUAAACAUGUGAUUUUGCUUAAGGCACAGAGUGUCCAAACUGAGGAUGUGUCUUUAGGGACCGUCAUUGCAGGUGGCAGUGGGUCCCUUCAAUGUGUCAGCAACUCAUUCAUCACUAACAGAACCGAACAACUAAAAAAGGCACUAUUAAAUAGCAUUGAAUUGUUCCACUGGACUUUUUUCUCUUUUUUUACUGAAACUAUACUGGACUACAUUUAAUUCCUGCACUUAGCUUUCAUUCUUUUGAUCUUCCCCCACAGACUUUAGAUCCGAUCCCACAAUAAUGUGACAUCUUCAGAUUUUUAAAUUCAGUGGUGAAUGCUGGUCUGCCGUUACAUUUGAAGUGUCCCUUUUUUAUAAACACUAAUUACUGACAGACAGAAAAUCCUUUAUUGCUCAACCCUGCCAUGUCCUGUUUCUUCCAUCGUGACAUGCCUCUCCAGUGUACACUCACUGUCUGUCUGACGCACAGCAGGUGUGACUCUACAGCAGGUACAGCCCACAGUCAUUCUGGUCUCUUAACGGUGCUGAUCCCCAACACUUCCUCCCACGCACCGGUCUCUCUUACGUGCACCAGAGCUCGUCAGUUCUAUCCCGCGUGAGGCCUUUCGAAGACUCGUACCAGCCUGGAUUCCAAACGCUCCAGCUAAUUUCACACUGCUGUGAGGGCUGGGAGAAGCAGUGACCGCAUGCAGGCCGAAUGGGAGCGAUCCAGCUGACAGGGUGGGCCGUACGCAGGCUAGCUGUAGAUAUCCUGAGACUACAGGCUGUCUGUACAAGUACCUUUGGUGUGCAUAUGUUCAGUCUGCAGCAGCGUGUCACUCGCUACCAUUGGCAUUCACGCUAAUCUGCCCUCCCCUGACUUUCAGCAUGACCUCCACUUUUACAUGGAGACAGGAAACCCAUCCACUGUAACACGUGUCAACACAACUGCUUUGCCUUUCCAAAGAUAACGGCAAAUUCACUACCUGCAUCAAUAGCAGCUGUCGAAUGGAUUGGGUCACAGGUUAGAUUCAUGCUUGAGGUGUCAGAUUCAGGAAAGAGAAAUUAUAAAUGGUUAAUGCUUGGGGGUUAAACAAUAAACAUUUAUCUUUGCUUUUCUUGAGUGGUUAGGCUUAGUAACAUCCAUGUACUCACACCAGGGAAGCAAGACAGCUGGCCAUAUCUGUCUGAAUCAGGCAGUAACCCACUACAGUUGAAUCAUCCUUGUGUUUCAACCUGCUCAUCAACACUGUAGACCACUGGACUCACAUAAGCAUCGGAGCAGUGACAUACUAAAUCAAUGGACCACUAUGAGGCAAAAUUAGGGACUCUAUGGCAGGUCCCUACUUAAGAUCACCUGAAAAAUGACCAAGGCAGAAGGAGUGCCCUUACUUGAACAAAAAAUGGCUGUUUGUGUUCUUCCUUCCAAACCCAGCCUCACUGAGAUCGACCAAUGAGAACCCACCCCAUUGUACAACACUGGCUAAGCAUCUUUUGUUUUCCACAGUGGUAAAGGAAAUGUUAAACAAAAAAUCAAAGAACAUUCAAAAAAACAUUGGCUUCUCUUACUAUUCCACAUGCUCUGUGUUUCUCUCUGCCAGUUUUCUUCAACAUGUAGGUGCUGGACUGAAAUUUUCCAAAUCCGAGCUGUAUGAUGUCAUGUAGCCAUUUUAAAAUGGGUAUGGAUCUCUCUUGUCUAGCAAAAGCUGAAUUGUACUAAAGAUAAUGAAAUGUGACUUGUAAUUUUUUUCUUCCUCGUUAAAACUAAAACAAUGUACUGAAUAUUUAUUAAGUUCUUAUAGUCAUGACUUUUUUUUAAUCUCCCAAAAUAGCAGGUGUCCCAAAUUUUUAGUCAAAGGAAUUUUAAUGUGCUGACAAAGUACGGAGGUAUUCAAAAUAACAUGCUAAGACAGAAUUGAUAUGGAUGCUGCAGCAUUCUCGUUCCAAUCUGAACUUAACUGAAACAGUUGGUCUAUGCAAAAAUUCAAGUUUGCCGUUUGAAAUGUAUUUUCACAUGUGGAAGACCACAGGUUUACUACGAACUGGUAUGAAAAUGCAAAUUUUCAAUAGCCUGCUAGACUUGCCCUGGCAGUUCUUACUCUCACACUCCAUGUAUUCAAAUAAAAUAAACUACUACAAA